UGCGGCCGCAAGACCAGGAGUGGAGCAGCCUUCGCCUAAACUGCAUUAUGUGGUCCCAGAAACAGUGACGCGCAAAUAAGUCGAUUCACAUCAACUUUCACUUGAGUCACUCGUUUGCCAAGCUGGUCGCGUUUUUAUUAAGCGCAUUUAAUAGUUUGUCCCUCGUCGCUCUCCGUUUGUCUUUACGUGGCAGUAACAGGACUGAUCCGCGUUUCUUUUCCUCUACCACGGACCAAAACUCCACCUCCGUACGUCGGUGCCUGGAAGCUUUCUGGGCGCUUGGGGUCUGUGCGUCUCCGCUUUGGUUUCCUGUCUGUUGUGUUAAACCAAGAAAGCAGUUGAUUAAAAUUGUGUACACGCAGGAAGACAACGAUGUUUACCCUUUCGGAGAUAAUUGCCCUUCUAGCCGUCUUCUCCGCCACUGCUUCUGGCUACUUCGUCAGCAUAGAUGCUCACGCCGAGGAGUGUUUCUUUGAACGGGUCAACUCGGGGACCAAGAUGGGCCUGAUGUUUGAGGUGGCCGAAGGAGGGUUCCUGGAUAUCGACGUGGAGAUCACGGGUCCGGAUGGGAAGCAGAUCUAUAAAGGGGACCGUGAGUCCAGCGGGAAGUACUCUGUGGCUGCACACAUGGACGGCAUCUACAAGUUCUGCUUCAGCAACAAGAUGUCCACGAUGACCCCGAAGAUCGUCAUGUUCACCAUCGACAUCGGCGAGGCGCCCAAGGGCCAGGACAUGGAGACGGAAGGUGGCGGUGACAACUGGGAUGCCCACCAGAACAAGCUGGAGGAGAUGAUAAAUGAGCUGGCGGUUGCCAUGACGGCGGUCAAACACGAGCAGGAGUACAUGGAGGUGCGGGAGAGGAUACACAGAGCGAUCAACGACAACACCAACAGCCGAGUGGUGCUGUGGUCUUUCUUCGAGGCUCUGGUUCUGGUAGCCAUGACGCUGGGACAGAUCUACUACCUGAAGAGGUUUUUUGAAGUGCGGAGAGUGGUCUAGAACGGCUCCUUCCGCUCCCCCAAAGCGUCUCACCAUCAACAGUACCACAACCGUUAGCCGCCACCGUUAGCACACCGCUCCCUGCAGGAUGGACGGUCCCUCGUCAUCCCCCGCCGAGGAGCCUCCGAAACGCCGUCCGCUGUACUCUCUCACACUUUCACCUUCUGCUUUUCCUGUUUUUUUUCUUUCUUUUUUUUCCUUUUUCUUCGUUUUUUUUUUUGGUCUAAUUAUUGGCGUAGCUGUUAUCAUUGUACAUUUUUUGCCUUUAAAAUGAGAAAAAAACUACUUAAUUUGAGGCCACGGUUAUUUUAGUUUUUGGGGUUGUCAAGCUUGCGGAUACUCGUAAUUUAUUUAACUUUUACUCUUUUGGGAGGUUUAUGUUUAUUCAAUCCAGUCGGUACAGACUUGAAACGACAGAGUGAGCUCUGUCUGCGUGUAAUCCGACGCCCAUUGCCCGGCCUCUAGGAGCGGGCGCCGGCCCUGCUGUACAUGUGCCUGCGAUCGGCAAACUGGGCGUAAAAUGUUUUGAAAUUAAAAUGCCAUUUUGUCAAUUUCGAGCGUAUUUUGAUUGCUGGUGAUGAUUAAAAACUUGCGCACAUUUCACCCCAGACGGUAACAGCAGUGCUCGUCCGAUAUGCCUGAUCAUCGUGUGUCCGAUAUGCCUGGUCAUCGUGUGUCCGAUAUGCCUGGUCAUCGUGUGUCGAUGUUGCCCCCGUGUGUGAUGCUGCCCCAGACCUUCCGGGACGGACGUUUUCUCAACUCCAGUGCGUGCAGCUCUGUUCGGGUCGUCCUGGGAAUUGUGUCCUUUUUCUGCACAUCCGAGGCACAUAAUUUCGGAAUGUUUCUGUUCAGUGGGAGGAAACUUCCUUUUACUAAUGGUGGGGUGAGGUCAGGAUUCGGGAGGGGACAGAUGGUGUUGUGUUUGUUGUAAAAUAGUUGCUUGUACUUUUAUCGUUUAAUUGAAUUGAGGGGGUGGGCAUUAUCUGUUCGCAGGACUAUUUUGUACAUUUAAUUUCCUGGUCAUAAUAACUAUCCAUUAUCAGGCAAAAUGUUUGUCACUUGGGAACUUGAGGCUCUCAAGAGUCCUCCGGACUGAGACGACCGGACCGGACCGGACCGGACCACUGCCAUCUGGGAAAAUCUGUGCGACACGGGACGGCUCAGGCAACACUGUAAAGCUGAAGUUAUAAAGGCGGAUUUGUCAGAUAUGUUUCAGGUUCAGUCAAUAAUAAACACAACAUUCUUAAAAA
Conger conger (European conger) is the source of this 2249-nucleotide messenger RNA. RefSeq names its product transmembrane p24 trafficking protein 2 (gene tmed2). Gene Ontology annotation, biological process: Golgi organization; endoplasmic reticulum to Golgi vesicle-mediated transport; intracellular protein transport. The coding region runs from base 373 to 999 and encodes 208 amino acids. The transcript has 5 exons. NCBI's taxonomy places the organism in Eukaryota, Metazoa, Chordata, Actinopteri, Anguilliformes, Congridae. Gene Ontology annotation, cellular component: COPII-coated ER to Golgi transport vesicle; endoplasmic reticulum-Golgi intermediate compartment; endoplasmic reticulum. The record is from RefSeq and is a predicted model, not a curated record.